This is a messenger RNA of Esox lucius (northern pike), 1277 nucleotides long. It is a transcript of the gene msc, whose product is annotated as musculin. Gene Ontology annotation, molecular function: RNA polymerase II transcription regulatory region sequence-specific DNA binding; protein dimerization activity; DNA-binding transcription factor activity, RNA polymerase II-specific. The transcript is spliced from 2 exons. Gene Ontology annotation, biological process: skeletal muscle tissue development; regulation of transcription by RNA polymerase II. The coding region runs from base 345 to 881 and encodes 178 amino acids. The record is from RefSeq and is a predicted model, not a curated record. NCBI's taxonomy places the organism in Eukaryota, Metazoa, Chordata, Actinopteri, Esociformes, Esocidae.
UUGAGUCGUCAUGCUACACAGAAGAGGUAGAUGGUAACAACCUAGUUCUUAUGUAGCUUAUGUAGACUGUGACUGUUUAUAUGGUGGCAAAAAUGGCUCAAUUUGUAAUAUAGGAAUGGCAUGUUGAUAUUUGAGCAUAACAUGGAGAAACUGAUAGGAACUUUUUAAACAAUUUUUUUGUAAGUUGCAUGCAGUAAUGCAGUAGAAAAAGAAGCAGAGGAACAGAAAGAAAAUCUCUAAUACAGUGUCUCAGACACUUCUGAGGGAGGUUGAAGUUAGGGGCAUCAAACCUUUGACUGUCAAGUGAGGUGUUUGUUCUGCCUCAGGGCUCAGGGGAAUCAGACAUGUCUACCGGCUCAGUAAGCGACGAAGACAUCGAGACUCAUCACAAACUGUCUGAUGCAACGUUCGGAGGUGGCAAAACCAACCGGAGCGUUGCCCAAAGGCACUACAGCCCCAGCGAGUACUCAGACGAGGAGUUGGGCACUGACGACGUUCAGGGAGCCAAAUCCGACCGAGUACACAGCACCGUUCUGGGAGGAGGAAAACAGCUUUCCAAGAGGGGUCACCACAAGGACGGGCGCCAGAUUCAGCGAAACGCUGCGAACGCCAGAGAGCGGGCGAGGAUGAGGGUGCUGAGCAAAGCAUUCUCCAGGUUGAAAACGAGUCUGCCUUGGGUGCCUGCCGAUACCAAACUGUCCAAACUUGACACGCUGCGUCUAGCGUCCAGCUACAUCUCACACCUGCGACAGCUGCUGCAGGACGACCGCUUCGAGAGCAGCUUCGUUCACCCCGUGAACUUGACAUGGCCAUUUAUGGGGGGCAGAUCAGAAGAUGACAGAGAUGCAUCUGGAGGCCGCUUGUGUCUAAAGACAUCAUAGGAAAGGAGGGGGGGGGUCAGCUGGACUGCCCCCUUUAACCCUGGUGGCAGCAUCUAGCCCUGUACCCUCGUUUCACCAGGACCCGCGGAUACUGACUGGAACCGCGGAGAUACUGACUGGACCCACGGGGAUACUGACUGGACCUGUAGAGAUUCUGACCCAUUGAACCCAUUGAGAUGUCCAUUUGGCUCCCUUGAAAAGGUGUUGGAAACACUACACCCCCUAACUUGUAUUGACUAGUUUCAGUAGUGAUUUAUUUCAUUGAUUGAUUUUUGGUCAUUGAAUCGACUGGUGGACUGAAACUCCUCUGUUGACCGUCAAGAAGAAAGGGGACAGAGAAAAGACAAUAUGUUCUUACAGCAUGUAGAUUUAAUUGCCCUUUAUUUCUCCUCUACA